AUAUAUAAAUUUUUAAAAAUUCUUAAAAAAAGUAUAUUAAAAAAGAAUUGUUGUCUUUUAAAUAUAGAUCUAAAUUUAGCAUAUUAUAAUUUUUAUUUAUAGCUAUAAAUAAAUUGACAUUUUCGUUGAAAAUAUUUUAUUUCUAAAAAAUAUUAAAGUAAAAGGGAAAAAGAAAUGAUACGAGUGCGUUCAUCAUAGUAUGAUGUAAGAUCCAAUGUCAAGAGCGUGUAAAUAGGUGAAGGUAAACGAGUGACUUUUCUCUCUCGUUGAGAGAUCAGACGUGAUUCAGUUUCAAAGUAGUGUCUUGCUCAAGGUACUUUAAAAAUCAAAGAGAAACAUUACGCGUAUCGUGUGAUAAAGUUUAUAUUUUUUUAAUAUUAAAUUUGUGAUUUGUGUAUGUCUAAGAGUUUGAAAAUAUAUUGAUUAAUUUUUCUGCGUUGUUAAAACACGAUUUUAUAUUGUAAAAGAAUGUGAAGUAAUUUUUGUCCAUGUAAAUAAUAAUUCUGGAGCAUGCCGCGCAUUUCUUAUCCUGAAGUUUUGGCAGAAGCUGCAGGUGUGAAGAUCGUAACAUCUCUGCCUGAAGAAGAUGCGGAUUUUCCGUCAGGAAGGAUAGUUCUUAAAAUGCGAAAAAUAAAUGCAGCAUCGGACGUGCAUGAAUCUUGCGGAUUCCAUCUGACCAAAUCGAAAUGGGAUCCCUAUCCGUGGAUCGGUUACGUCGAAAAGAAUAGUCUCGCUGAUCUAGCAGGAUUGAGAACCGGCGAUUGUCUACUGGCCGUUGACGACAUUGAUUUAUUAGGACUAAAAGUCAAAGAUAUCGCUACUUUGAUUUGUAACGAGGAAGGUAUACACGAUGUAAAUUUUUCCAUCUGGCGAUAUCCGCAUCAAAAAGAGGAACAUGAUAUUGGAUUAGCAUUGAAGGGUCCACUUCCGGAUGUGGCUAGAAAUCUUGCAAAUGCCUUAUCAGGAACGGUUCGUGCCUUAGAAUGUCCGAUUUGCUUGGAAAGUGCUGCGCCUCCAGUCUCGCAAUGUGUCCACGGUCACAUCCUGUGCGUUAUUUGCAGACCGAAGACGUCUCGUUGCCCGAUUUGCAGAGUCCGUUUGGGCCAAGGCCGAUGUCUCCUCGCAGAUAAAUUGCACGCAGUGCUUCGCGAUGCUUUUAACGUGAAUAAUGACGAGACGUUAAACAAUACGUCUAUCGCAUCCGAGCAUUGUAAUUUACGCGAGCAACUGUUCGGUAAAAAUAGUAAAAAGCGAGAAACCCCGAGCCUAAGUCGCUCGAAAAAUAAUUGUACUAUGUUGAAACCGAGGCAAUUCUUGUUGGCCAGAUUGUUAUUCGGAAGCAGGGAAAAAGCCGUCUCCGCGGAUAAUCUUACCAGAGUAUCUGGAAUUUCGGAAGGAGCAACGGCGAGUCUCAAUGAAACGACAGACUCCAACAGAUUGUCCUUGAACGAUCGUACCAAAUCAGCCAGUACCGGCGAGUUAUCGAGGGAUAGCGAAGUUUGCAUCAAUGAUUCGUCUUCUCGAAUUGAAGAAUCAUCAGCGACGAACACAGACAGUCGACAGUCGUUGAGUUUGCCGCAAACGCCAAUUUGGGGUGGCUCCACGGAUUCUAUGUCUUGUGUACAAUUAACAUGUCCCCUUUCGCAAUCUUGCAGAGAACUAGUGACGGCUGACUCGUUACUGGAGCACAUCAGGACACAUCCGCUACCACAGAUUCAUUUCUAUUCCGGAAGUGCAAGGAUCCCGCUACCGCUUCCUUUUGGACACGAUGCUUUUUAUAUAUUUCAUCACGGAAGUAACAUAUUCUUCUUUCAGUGCAGAGAUGAAACAGCAUGGAUGACAUGCCCUGCUAAGGUGACAGGAUACACAAUAAACAAUACGUGGGAAUGGACAUUACACGCUUGGGGCGAUGAUGGUACAGAAGUGCAAUUACGAAGACAUGUCGCGAGCCUCGAAGAUCCUUUAACAUUAUCUUCACAACAUAUCGCAUCAAUACCAACCGCAUUAUUGUUGAAGAUUAUUAAUAUAAAAAUAUUAGAGCAUCGAGUUCAUGACAAAUUUUAUGUAUGAAAAGGCUAAAGCAUUCUUUCUUCAUCAUAUUUAUCUCAUUGGCAAUUAAUAUUAAAAUGUAUAUUUCAAAAAUUUCGAAAAAAGAUAAAAUCGUUUAUUUCUUAUUGAUGUGCCAGUUUAACAAGUGAAGAACACAUCGUAAUUGUGUAUUAUUUUGAAUAUAAAAUAGAUUUUAAAAUUAUACUUAUUGUAAUGUAAUAUCAAAUUGUUUUACAUAAGCAAUGUACCUUAAGAGUAAUCGAUCAAAAAGAACAUCAAUGUUAAUAUAUGAUAUUUAACAUGCAAUAAUGACAACUUAAAAUUAUAUAUAGGCACUAAUAACUAACUUAAAAACUAAUAUGCAUUAAUAAUUACAAUUAUUAAAGUGUAACAUCAAAUUGUCUUAGAUAAACGCAUGCAGGGUAAACGAAAUAUAUCGAAGAAGAAAACCUCAA
Nylanderia fulva is the source of this 2504-nucleotide messenger RNA. RefSeq lists its product as uncharacterized. Gene Ontology annotation, cellular component: cytoplasm. Gene Ontology annotation, molecular function: protein binding; ubiquitin protein ligase activity. NCBI's taxonomy places the organism in Eukaryota, Metazoa, Arthropoda, Insecta, Hymenoptera, Formicidae. The record is from RefSeq and is a predicted model, not a curated record.